GCGUGUGUAACAACCUGGUGAAUCAUACACGGAUCUUCAUCGGUGUGUUCGUCUGUUGCGUACAACGCACUGAACUGCCAGUCGCAAUUUUAGCGAAUUCAUUAACCGGUUCGGUGGCUGAUGUAAAGCGACGAACCUUUUGCCUUAUUACUACGAAGACGUCGGAAGCAGGAAGAGGCGGCAAGUGGUGCGUGGUGUAUGCCACACAGCCGAAUCUCGGUCUGUGCUUUUGCGUGGCAAACUCGUCGGCAGGUUGUUGACAUACAAAUUGCGCAAAAACUAGCGAAACGAAAAAGAGGCCCUAGCAACCAAGAAGCUGUACACGCUAAUGGAAUAGGGGCCAGGUGAAGAAACAAAUCGUUUUAUUCGAUGUAUGUGGUAGCCGAGGAGCUGGUCGUCUCAACUACACCACCGCUCGGCCGGCAAAAGUAAUUAUGCUCUCGACCAAGAAGCUUUUUACCGAGCACUUGCUAACCCUCGCCAUCACGCUCAGCCUGCUACGGAUCGAUCCGGAAAACUAUCUCGAUCUGCAAUGGGGCGGCCGGUUGGCCGGCGUUGGCGAUGCCGGUGGCUGGCAGCUGGAACUGCUGGCGGCCCCACCCGACUACUCGAACCAGUCGUACGUCAAUCGUAAGUUUCUGCCACCGAUUAUCGAGGAUCUGUCCCGCUUUGAGCAGCCGUACAUCGAGCAAAACUAUCGUGGUGUGCAGACGUACCUGCUGAAUGUGCUCGACUCGAAUGACAGCGCCUCGACGGCGACUACGAUGGCCGAAGAAAGGCCACCGUCACCGGUGCCCUCGGGCGGCGGGGUGGUCGGUGGAGGGAGCGUAGUCGUUCCGGCCGUGCACAAUGCGACCGUGACCAUGCUAACGAACUUCGAUGUCGAGGCGGAGGACAUUUUUCUGCGUACCGGUUUGUUCGAGGAUUCGGCCUCGGUGCUGGAGCAGAAUAUGGCCGAUCUGAACGACUACGAUGCGAUCCUGCUGGAGAACCCUACGGCCAAGUAUGAUCCCAGUGGCGCUAUUGCGCCCGAUUUCGAAAGUACCCUCGCGAGAGCUCGAUCGUUGAUGGCUACGGCCAGCAGUGAUGCUAGCCAAAAGACUAGGGGUGUCGAGGAAGCAACGGCCACUACCAGUUCCACGGUAACACCAACGGCAGUCAAACAUCGCGAGUCGAAUAUUCCGGCCGUCUCUGGGGCGAAUAAAACGCACGUCGACGAAGACGACGACGACGAUGAGGAGGAGGAUAACAAGGACGAUGUACGGAGGGAGAUUGCGAAGCGGACAAGCACCCAGCAGAAGCACCUAGUGAGCACCGAUGUGGACAGUGAUGAAGUGCGUGUUAAAGAGGAAGUUGUCCCGGAAGAGCAAGAGCCGGCGGAUAUGAAUGGCGGCUCGGUGCAGGAUCUUACACAGGAGGAAAUGGAUCUGAUCGAGGUGCUCUGGAAGCAGGACGUGGAUCUUGGCUUUACGCUCAACAAUGCGGCCCUCGGCGGUGCCCCCGAUGCCACCGGAACAUCGACUUCCGACGCCAGUAUCAAGUGCGACAGCGAGGACGACCUGGAGAAGCUGAAAGUUCUGCUCGAGAUCAAAAAUGAUAAGAACACGGACGAAAAGCAAACCGAAUCCGCGGAGGAUGACAGUAAUCUACCUGAUCCAUGGGCCGGUCUGUCCUAUACCAUCGAUACGGAAACAGGCGAGUACGUUCUGAACAGUUCGGACAUCGAGAAUAGCCUGCCGCCCCCGUUGGCCGAUCUGUUCCUCGAGGAAGGCCUGACGCUACCGGAUCUCGGCGAAUCAGUGGAGGACACGAUCGCCGAGGCCAAACCAGAGCAGGACCAGGAGGAGCUCGCCGAGGUGCAGCGCAUCGAGCAGGAGCUGCAGCAGGUUUCGGUGGACGGCGGCAUCUGCCUGGGAGCGAUCGCGACCAGUGCCAGCAGCAGCAGCGCUGCCAACCCGGCCGACACCGACGACGAAGCGUCAGCAACGACGACGACGUCCGCAACGACGACCGCUGCCUCGGCGACGGCAGAAGCAGCAGCAGCAGCAUCGAUAACGUCCGACGACGCUCUCGAGGACGGCCCCGUGACCGAUGAACUAGAGGAUCUGCUCUGCGACAUGAUGAUACAGACGUCGUCCCACUUCCAGCACACGCGCCAGAACACGCAAGGCUACGGCCAUGGCGCCAUGACUAGCUUCCGGCAGACGACGACCGGGACCGGCGGUUACCAUCACCAUCACCAUCACCACCACCACCAUCAUCAGUCCCGUGUGCCGCUGAGCCGAGCCGUUUCGAUGGAACAGCGCUGGCAGGACCUGGCCAAUCUGCUCAGUUUCCCUCCCGGCAUGGGCGUCGGAAUGGGUGUUGCCGACAUGCCACCGUCCCACCCGUCGCACGCCCACUACCCAUCGCACUAUCCCUCCUAUCAGCCCACUGGAGGCAUUGGAGGCCCGCAGCAUGGCCAGUACCAUCAUCCGUCGCACGCCGCCGUCCUGCAGAAUGCAUCGCUGGCCGAUAUCUCACCGGCCCAGCCGCAUUACGGCGCGAACCUUGGCUCGGCGGUCGCCACCAGCAUGCAUCUGACCAACUCGACGUCCGAGACGGAUGCUGGCACCUCCGGCUACAAAAUGGAUCCCGAAAUGAUGUACUACUCGAACGCCUCGUCGGAAAUGAAUCACACCGAUGGCUUUCUGAAUUCCAUUCUGAACGAUGAAGAUUUGCAGCUGAUGGACAUCGCCGUUAACGAAGGUAUGUACACCAUGCGCAUGCUGGAGCACAAUGGCACCGGCGGCAGUAACUCGAGCGGAGGAAUGCUUGGUGUCCCCGGGUCGGCAGCGGUGUCCUCCAACCUGGUGGGCCAUGCAACGCACCCGCACCAUCACCAUCACCAUCUGCCACUGAUGUCGGCCGCCAGCGGUGGAGCCGUCGGUGGGGGCAGCCUGCACAACGCCAUGAACGUAAGCGCACUAGUCAACGGGCCGUCGUCGGCAGCGUCCGGAUCGUCCGGAGCGGCAGCGGGAGGUGGCGCGACCACCGGAGUUGGCUCCGGUACGCCCGGUGAUCGACUGGAUGCGUCCAGCGACAGUGCCGUAAGCUCGAUGGGCUCCGAGCGGGUGCCGUCGUUGUCGGACGGCGAGUGGGGCGAUGGUGGCAGCGACAGUGCGCAGGAGUACCACAAUGGCAAGUACGGCGGUCCGUACGACUACAGCUACAACCAAACGAGUGGCGGUGCGCCACCGAGCAGCCGGAUGGGCGAGCAUGGCACACGGCAGGCACCGCCGGUCGCCCAGAAGAAGCACCAGAUGUUUGGCAAGCGGUACGCCAUGCAGGAGCAGAACACCAGCAGCAUCCCAUCGCUUCACUCGUCGCCGAGCAGCGGGGCGACGGUCGGUGGACCGAAUGCGGCGCCCAAUAACAGCGUGCUAGAAGCGGCUACCGGUGGCGGUGGAGGUGGCGGUGGUGGUGGCGGAGGCGGUGGAGGAGGUGGAGGCGCCACCGGAGGCGUGCUGUUGCCGACGGCGAUCAAGUACGAGUACGACUACAUGAACGUGAUUGGUCCGAACGCAGCCACCUCGAUUGGGGGGCCCCUGGAGGGAGCCGUCGCCAAGCAGGAGGAUCACCAGCAGCAGCAUCUCCAGCAGCAGCACCACCACAACGGCACGCACCACGAACCGUCGACGGCGGCGGCCGCCGCAGCAGCAGCAGCAGCAGCGGCAGCGGCAGCCCUCACCGACAUGAAGUACCCGUACGGGCUCGAUUUCCCGCGCAAUCAUCACCACCCGGCGGGACCGAUGGGGGCCCGCAAUCUGCAGCCACAGGACAUGGUGCACCACAACCACUCGUACACGCUACCGUACGCCACCCCGAACGGGACGAACGGUGCGCAUCAUCACCACCAACCGGGCAAACCGCAGACGCGCGACAAGGCUCGCUCGUUGCAUGCCCGCAAGGCCGAGGAGGAGCACCUGACGCGGGACGAGAAGCGCGCCCGAGCCCUGCAGAUACCGAUCGCGGUGCACGACAUCAUCAACCUGCCGAUGGACGAGUUCAACGAGCGGCUGUCGAAAUAUGACCUCAGCGAGAACCAGCUUUCCCUCAUCCGGGACAUCCGCAGGAGGGGUAAGAACAAGGUGGCGGCGCAGAACUGCCGCAAGCGCAAGCUCGACCAGAUCGUGUCGCUCGCAGACGAGGUGAAGGACAUGAAAAUGCGCAAGGAGCGGCUGCUACGCGACCGCGAGAUCGUUCUCUCCGAGCACAAGAAGAUACGGGACAAGUUCUCCGUCCUCUACCGGCAUGUGUUCCAGAACCUCCGCGAUGCCGAUGGAAAUCCCUACUCCCAGGAACACUACAGUCUGCAGCAGAGCGCUGACGGAGCGGUCGUCCUGGUGCCGCGCAACUCCGAACGAUCUACCGGCGGAGGUCCAAGUCACGGCAUUAACGGCACCACCGGAGGUCACUCGACGCUGCACCAUACCCUAUCGUCCGCUUCAUCGUCGGCUCAUCACGGCAGCAGCAAUGGGCAUCUGCAUCACCCGCAUCAUCUGCAUCAUCAGCUGCACCAGCACCAUGGUCACGGUCUCCUGGGCGGCGGUCCAUCGGCAAUGGUUGGCGGUGCCUCGAACGGCAUGAACGGCUCGGGGGCAUCACACGUGAUGAGUGGCGCAGGAGCGAUGUCAGGUGCCGGAAGCGCCGGAAGUAGCACGGCAGCCGCUAGUGGUGGCGCCAGCAGUGCGGUGGUUAAUUCGAACGGUACAGUAACGACGGCAGCCGUGGUGCACCAGCGCACGAAGGAGUAGUGCCGCCCGACCCACCACCGCGGUCACUCUCCCGUUCGAUUUGAUUGCCCCCUUUUCGCCCUAGUGUGCGCGGAGUUGGAGCAGUCCUCUAUCUAGCGAGCGAAACGCUCCGAUUCCUUCAUGAAUGGAUUGCAGUCGUCACGUUUUUCGAGUGAAAGAAGGGAUCUACGUCUUGUGAACGAUGUGUACCGGUGUUCGAGCAAGAGAGGCCCCGUAUUAUCGGGCAAUCGCUCGAAGAGACGCAUCAGAACUUUAUCGUAACUCACUGCGACUUCUUCUGGGCCUACGCGCACAGAUUUCUGCCCCGAGCGCAUUUGUUGAUCGAAAGGCGCCGUUUCGUAAACGUUUCAUAGCAGAUAAAGAUGCGCAUGGUUCGUGUCAAAGAAUAUUUCUUUUUCGUUAGCAAGGUUCAUCAAGAAGUGCAAUCUUUAAUCAGUUACAAUGCGAGUCCCAACAAUCAGCCUACAUAACCUACUAUCGCUUGCUUGGAUCGAACCGUAGAGCGGUGUUCUUUGGUUGGAAUGGUAGAAUUCCCAUUGGCAAAUAGUACAAACAUCCCCAUGGAAACCGUACUAGUAACCUAAAAGUGCAUACGCACUAUACUGUUAACAACCCGUACUAUCCCAAAUGGAAAAUUUCCGUUGGCUUUCGAAUGGGUGUAUUACCAAACAAUUGUUCAGUCAAAUUUUAAAUAGCAACUAAAUUAUUCUUCCCCAAAUUUGAACUGCACAUAGCGCACCUGUGUGCCCUAUAGCAUAAUGUAAUGACGCAGCUACACUGCAUUCUUCGCUGUGACAAGUGUUUGUAUGUACAUUCCUCCGGAAAUACAUGAUCUUCUGAUUUCCACCUUGCACCGCGUUCGGAACGUUAGCUCCGAUAACGUGUCGUACAAGAGCAGAAACCAGAAAAGAAAAAUCCCACAUUUGGACACAGGAUGGUUCAAAUUUUUGUUACUUGAUUUUACAAUUUCUUCCCCUUUUCCUUCCUCGGAAAGACGCAAAAAACUUUUUUUUAACAUUUUCCUACCGCGUUUUUGGUGAACCCCUGUGAAAAUAGUUGUAAAAUCGAGUGAUGCACAUUGUGAUGGGGAUAGUUUUAAUUUACAAUGUUGGCGCUUCGACUAUCUUUUAAGCUGAAGCUAAAGCCCAUACUAAUAUGCCUAGGAAUG
Anopheles coustani is the source of this 5964-nucleotide messenger RNA. RefSeq names its product segmentation protein cap'n'collar (gene cnc). The coding region runs from base 435 to 4796 and encodes 1453 amino acids. Gene Ontology annotation, molecular function: RNA polymerase II cis-regulatory region sequence-specific DNA binding; DNA-binding transcription factor activity, RNA polymerase II-specific. Gene Ontology annotation, cellular component: nucleus. The record is from RefSeq and is a predicted model, not a curated record. Gene Ontology annotation, biological process: regulation of transcription by RNA polymerase II. Lineage: Eukaryota; Metazoa; Arthropoda; Insecta; Diptera; Culicidae. The transcript is spliced from 10 exons.